UGACGGCCUGUUGCAACAUCUGCCAAUCUAAAGUUCAAGGUAUCACAGGCAGAUCUGCUUUGGUUCAGCAGCCUCUCUGUCACUCGGCUCCACAGCUGCUGAACGAUCUGUUUGUCUGGAGCAAAACGUGCGACUUUUAAAGGGACCAUGGGUGAGUGGGGUUUUCUGUCGUCUCUGCUGGACAAGGUCCAGUCCCACUCCACGGUCAUCGGGAAGGUGUGGCUCAGCGUGCUCUUCAUCUUCAGGAUCAUGAUCCUCGGAGCUGGAGCAGAGAAGGUUUGGGGCGAUGAACAGUCGAACAUGAUCUGCAACACCAAACAGCCCGGUUGUAAGAACGUCUGCUACGACCACGCCUUCCCCAUCUCGCACAUUCGAUUCUGGGUCCUGCAGAUUAUCUUUGUGUCGACGCCGACGCUCAUCUACCUCGGCCACGUGAUGCACGUCAUCAGCAAGGAGAACAAACUGAGAGAAUACAACACCGCCCACUCGGGGGGCUACAAACAGCCCAAGUACUCCGAUGAAACAGGCCACAUCAAGAUCAAGGGCAACCUCCUGGGGACCUACAUGACCUCCAUCUUCUUCAGGAUCAUUCUGGAGGUGGCGUUCAUCGUGGGUCAGUAUUACCUGUACGGCUUCAUCAUGGACCCGAGGGUGGUCUGCUCCCGAGCUCCGUGCCCCUUCACCGUCGAGUGCUACAUGUCGCGUCCCACCGAGAAGACCAUCUUCAUCAUCUUCAUGCUGGUGAUGUCCUGUAUCUCUGUGGCGUUCAACUUGGCCGAGGUCGUCUACCUGUUGUGUGACCGCACGGCCCGGCGGAAGUUCAAAACCGCUUCACGUUCUCCCGUCGCGAUUCAACCCCCGUUCAACACCGAGAUGAAGAGCGAGAAGUUCGGCCUCCACUGAACCAAUCACAGCAAAGCCUGAGGGACAUGGAGCCCGAGGGAAGAUUUAAAUCAGUCACACACUUUGUCAAACAAACAGGAGUGUGAAUAAAGUUGUGUCUCGCAGCAGACCGCGGCCUGCAAGAUUACACUGAGGGUUAUUUAUUUAUUUCAGGCUUUCAAAGUUCCUGAAAAUGAAAUGUUGGGACAUAUGCGUAGAUUCUAAUAUAUGACACAAAUUGAGUUUUUGUGCUUUUACAUUGUGUCUUGUGUUGCUGGAGAGUUUUUAUUACUUCCACCUGCAACUGUCCACUGUGACCUGGGGCUACAUGGACUGAAUUGCAGAGGGACCUGACCCAUCACUGCACAGACCUUGGU
Limanda limanda (common dab) is the source of this 1259-nucleotide messenger RNA. Its product is annotated as gap junction Cx32.2 protein-like. Lineage: Eukaryota; Metazoa; Chordata; Actinopteri; Pleuronectiformes; Pleuronectidae. Gene Ontology annotation, cellular component: connexin complex. Gene Ontology annotation, biological process: cell communication. The transcript is spliced from 3 exons. Bases 148 to 903 code for a protein of 251 amino acids. The record is from RefSeq and is a predicted model, not a curated record.